GAAACACUGCAUUGCAUCUAGCAGCUAAAAAUGGCCACAGUGAUGUGGUAGAGAUUCUUCUUCAACAGUGGGAAGAUAUAAACGAAUUCAAUCAGCACAAUGUCAGUGCAUUGCAUGUUGCCACCCAAAAUGGACACACACCUUUGGUCAGAUUUCUUAUCAGUCGUAAUAUUGAUCUGGAUGCUCAGUCUCAGAAAAAUAAUUCUCCUCUACAUUUGGCUAUCACAAAAAACAAUUUAUCAGUGAUCAAUAGUUUAAUAAAGGCAAACCAUAACAUAAAUUGCCUAAAUAAGAGACAUCAAACACCUUUACAUCUGGCAGCAGACCUUGGAAAUGUGGAAAUAAUAGAAACGCUGCUAAAGGCAGGCUGUGACUUCAGCAUGGUAGAUAAGCAAGGAAAAACCGCACUUGCUGUAGCAUCCAGAAGCAAUCAUGCCUUAGUUGUAGACAUGAUUAUAAAAGCACAGAGAUACUACAUCUGGAAACAGAAAAAUUCAGAGCAGAAAAUAAUGCUGGCACAGAAUCCAAGAAAUGUUCCGUUUCAUGAAAUUCAAGGAAAUCUGAAGCAAUGAAAUAGGAUAAUAAAUAAGUAUUAAAAUAUUAUUUAUAACUAAAUUCUCCAAUGUUUCUCUAUAAAGUAAGUUUAUCUUCUCACCAUUUCUGUAAUAUCUCCCACCCCAUCAACUUUCCAUCCCCAUGCUAACUAGGACUUUUCCACUUCCAUUGGCUUUUUUCAAUCCCACUUCACCAUUCAGAAAUUUCCAGCUUUCUGAUUCAUUUUUUAAAAUUUUGAGUGGCCAUACCCCACUCAGCAUGAGUGACUUAUAUUUGGAGGUGGAAAAAUAAUAUGGGGUUAUGUGACUUCUUGGGUUACAAAAGCAGUGGGGAAAUGAACGUGGCAGUAGCUGAAGAUCUGCUUGAAAAUAAUUCCAGUCAAUUAUAGAUUUUUUUUUUUACUUCUGUGUAUGGCUGAUAACUCCUGUAGGAAUCCACUUGCACCUGAGGGCAUAUGAGCAACUCUGCCAUAAAUCUGUACAUAAUACUGCUUCACUCUAUUUUUUCCAGAAUUAAAUAUUUCUUGAUAUGAUAGUCACAUUGCUUCCACAAAUAUACUUCUUUGAUAUUUUAAAUAAAAUAUUUUCUAAGAACACUCAUGUGAAAACAGUAGCACAUUGUAUUAUGAACAAAACAAAUGAAGUUGGAUUUAAAAGGAUAAGACAAACUCUGUCUUCAAACACCGUCAUCACAUAAUCAAAUUGACUUUGUGUUUGAGACUCUUUUGAGUAGAAUUCUGUACAGGGAAAUAUGGCAGACAGCCAUACCAAG
Messenger RNA from Thamnophis sirtalis, 1326 nucleotides. Lineage: Eukaryota; Metazoa; Chordata; Lepidosauria; Squamata; Natricidae. The record is from RefSeq and is a predicted model, not a curated record.